CAGUCGCAAGGCUCCUAGGCUGCCUUCCUGCGAAAACUGUAAUAGCCUCCUGCCCCUCCGCAAGAAUGCAUUACCUAGUGUCACGGUCACGGUUGCCGUCAUAGGCACCCUCAACCCCACCCCUGGCCUGCCCGCCGUCCCUCUCUCUCCCCACCCGCACCUGCCCGUAACCAGCAAGCUCCCUGGGCCCGCAGGUGUGGACAACGGCGGGAUACCACGCCCCGCAGAGGCCCACCAGCUCUGGGGAGGGCAAGGGGAGACGUGAUUCAGGGCCGCCCCCAGGCUGAUGUCCCAGUCUGUGCCUUUCAAGAAACAUGGAGGUAAUUCAUGGCAGGCCCUACUGUUGCAGAGAGCUUGAAGGAGCUGACCUAUUGUCAAACACCUUUUACUCUAAUGAAUUGCACACUCCAUUACAAACAGCUACGCGCCCAACUGCCUCCGAGGACAGAUAUCAGGAAUUAAGGGAGUCAUUCCAACAAUGUAGACUUCCAUGGGGUGCUGACAGAGAAUAUGGUGGGGUAAUACCCAUUUCACUCCCUGAGGAGCACAGGCCAAAAUGUGAACCUCCUCAUGUCAUGGGCAAAGGACAUCAGCAUUAUGGAUUUGGUGGAGAAACCUGGCCAAGAAAACUUCCUAUUGAACAAUUCUAUUAUUUGACACAGAACAAAAAAAGUGACAUCUAUGGAAAUGAUUCUUUGAUGCCCAAACCACCUAAUGCAACAGUACAAGAAACCUGCUUCCCAUAUCCGAUUGAACACCCCUACCACACACACAUCUCACGUGGUGCCAUGUUCCCGACCUUUACAUCACCUAAGGAUCCUUACACUGGCAUUAAAGCCCGAAGCCAACAGCCGUUUCCUCCCACUGUGCCAACGAAGGCUUACGAUACGACGAUUUUGAAAACAAGAGGUAACCCUUACAGAUAUGAACUGCUUGAUUUUCCAAUGGAUUCAAAGAAGAAAGCCUUGAAUUGGCCAGGUCAGGGUGUAUAUUAUGAUUUUCCUAAAUGUGUUGAAAAGAACAAGCCAGUGUUCUACCCAAAACCUCCUAAAACCUUCGCUCCUAACACUUCUUUAAAUUCGUGGGACCCGAUUAACUCUCUAAAAGAAGCCAAUAUACAAAGAAAUCUUGAGAGGUCCCACUGGAUCACUUCAUAUGCUCAUGAUUUUACAGGUCUGGGGCCCAUGAACCCCCUUGAACUGGAUGAUUACCAUGAAAAGGAGAGAGCAGAGUUAACUGGACAGAUAGGAUUUGACCCAGAGCCUCAAGAAAAAUUCCAUCCUGUCUUAAAACCUCCAAGACCCCUAGCAGGACGAAUUGCUCGACUGAUGCAGAACCGACGGCCUCUGGAGGCUGUUGUCCAGCAGAGACCACAUUCCUGUCCAGAUUGUACCCCUAGAGUUUUGUGUAAUUUUCAUACCUUUGUACCCAGUUCUACAGAAAUGAUGGCACUUAGUGAUAACACACUGGCAGGUGUCACCCAUAAAAAACAGGAAAUUGAAGACAAGAUUAAGGAAGAACAAAGUUUGCUAUCUACCUAUGCAUCCCCACCUUGUUACCCAACAAGAGAUCUGACUAACGUUUGCGACAUAAAAAUAUCUCCAAAAAUCACAGAUACUAAGAAGAUAAAAGAUUUGUACUGGAGACAGCUGGCAUUAAAACCCCAACCUAUACCUUGCUAUAGCCCAAACCAUUACAUUCAGUAUGAGCAUCUAAAACCUGCCAUACGUGACCCGUGUACUAUGUGUCAAAACUCUGUUAGCUUUAGUAAGCCUACUAUUUUAGAAAGUAAACCAGACUUGGAAGCUUUUGAUUUUGAACAUUUUUUAAGUAAGCCAGAAGAAAGGCUGACCUUGGACACAGAAAACAAUGAGGAGACAAGACCCAUUCUGGGUUGGAUUCCUAGAGCUGGAGUGGCCAAGCCUCAGACUGACCUGCUAGGGCUUAAGAACUCUUUUUCAAAAACUGGUGCACAAAAACGUUUCCAUAAAUCAAUUCUAGAAGACCAUAAAGACCUCAGGGAUAAGGAGCAUUCAGGGAUGAAACACCAAUUCUAUGGCUAUAAUUCCUAUUAUUUCUAUAAUUGAGAUUUUCAUCCUUUCCUUCAAAACCCAGCCUCUUGCAAGAAAAGUAAAAAUUUAACAGAAUUUCUUCCAUGUUGUUGGAUUCUGUUUUCUAGAAAAGCCAUAAUGACCUUGUUAUGAAGUUUAUGCUUUCAGGAAUUUUAAGUUAGGAUCUAGUCAGAGGAACCCAUAAAAAGGGGAUGUUCUUACUUCCUGAAAAGUUUAACAAUUCGGCAAUAAAAUAUUAGAACCAGAAAA
This is a messenger RNA of Acinonyx jubatus (cheetah), 2321 nucleotides long. It is a transcript of the gene SPMIP4, whose product is annotated as chromosome A2 C7orf31 homolog. The transcript has 10 exons. NCBI's taxonomy places the organism in Eukaryota, Metazoa, Chordata, Mammalia, Carnivora, Felidae. The record is from RefSeq and is a predicted model, not a curated record. Gene Ontology annotation, cellular component: centrosome. Bases 315 to 2087 code for a protein of 590 amino acids.